Molecule: messenger RNA, 898 nt
Organism: Balaenoptera musculus (blue whale)
Lineage: Eukaryota; Metazoa; Chordata; Mammalia; Artiodactyla; Balaenopteridae
Product: lecithin retinol acyltransferase-like
Exons: 1
Coding region: 1-681 (226 amino acids)
Biological process (GO): retinol metabolic process
Molecular function (GO): phosphatidylcholine-retinol O-acyltransferase activity
Source: RefSeq, a predicted model, not a curated record
AUGAAGAACCCAAUGCUGGAAGCAGUGUCACUAGUGCUGGAGAAGCUGCUCCUUAUCUCCAACUUCAAGCUCUUCAGUUCAGGCGCCCCGGGCGAAGACAAGGCAAGGAACGCUUUCUAUGAGAUCAACUCUUUUCUCCGCGGCGACGUUCUGGAGGUGCCUUGGACCCACCUGACACACUGUGGCAUCUACCGUGUCGCCCAUAUGAUGCCCGACAUCCUGUUGGCCCUGACUGACGACAAGGAGCUCACGCAGAAGGUGGUCUCCAACAAGCGUCUCAUCCUGGGCGUCAUUGGCAGGGUGGCCAGCAUCCGCGUGGACACAGUGGAGGACUUCGCCUACGGAGCCGACAUCCUGGUCAAUCACCUGGAUAGGUCCCUCAAGAAGAAGGCGCUGCUCAACGAAGAGGUGGCGCGGAGGGCGGAGAAGCUGCUGGGCAUGACUCCCUACAGCCUGCUCUGGAACAACUGCGAGCACUUCGUCACCUACUGCAGGUUCGGCACCGCGAUUAGCCCCCAGGCCGACAAGUUUUGUGAGAAUGUGAAGAUAAUUAUUCGUGAUCAGAGAAGUGUUCUUGCUUCGGCAGUCUUGGGAUUGGCAUCUAUAGUCUGUCUGGGUUUGGCAUCAUAUACUGCCCUUCCUGCAAUUUUUAUUCCAUUCUGCUUAUGGAUGGCUGGCUAACUUCAUACCCUCGUUUCAGUGUGUGUAUUCUGUGUGUAGAUAUGUUUAUAUUUAUAGAGCACAAAUCAGUAUAAGCAUCGUUGAGAAAAAUGUGACCUGUAAUACUGCGAUCUGGAUAAAAAUGUGAUUAAGAAUCACACAAAGUGCUUACCGUGUAAGCCCAAGAACAAUGGCUUUCUGAAUCUUCCCAGGCAGUUCCAUUUCAAAGCACUGCGAA